AUGAAGAUAAAAAAAAUUUCAAAAACUACAUCUUGGAUUGAGCGUUUCCGACGACACAAUAAUGGUUUUAGCAAGAUCUCAGGUGAGUCAUCGGCAUUUAAUACUGAAAUUUGUUCUAAUUGGUUGUUUAACAUUUGGACAUCUCACAAAUCGGGUUAUUCUGAUGACAUUUAUAAUGCCGAUGAAGCAGGCAUUCUUUUCAAAUUAACUCCUGAUAAAAUUCUUCACUUUAAGGGUAAAAAGUGCUCGGAUGGGAAACUAUUCUAA
Messenger RNA from Macrosiphum euphorbiae (potato aphid), 267 nucleotides. NCBI's taxonomy places the organism in Eukaryota, Metazoa, Arthropoda, Insecta, Hemiptera, Aphididae. The record is from the annotation of a GenBank genome assembly.